Dothidotthia symphoricarpi CBS 119687 is the source of this 394-nucleotide messenger RNA. RefSeq lists its product as uncharacterized. NCBI's taxonomy places the organism in Eukaryota, Fungi, Ascomycota, Dothideomycetes, Pleosporales, Dothidotthiaceae. Bases 98 to 358 code for a protein of 86 amino acids. The record is from RefSeq and is a predicted model, not a curated record. The transcript has a single exon.
GCGAGGACGGGGCAAUCGGGAUGAAGCGCGGAAUCCAUGCCGGUGCCGAUCGCUAGCGUGGACGUGAGUUCAAGCCUUCGCUUGGAACACGAGGCCCAUGCUCCCUCAACCUAUCAUAUUUCUAACAUGGCUUACCCCUAGGCAAAGGAAGGAGCUCGUAAUAUGCAAUCGGCAACUCUUCCGAGGCUCACAAGUCGUCGGUAUUCUCUACAUUCUCAACUUAUGUCUGAUACCGGGGAAUCUGAGGUGGGAGACAUGCAAGUUUUGUACUUUCUUCGACGUGACCGAAGCUCAAGGUCAGUGUAAGCGAUCUGUUGUGUUCUGCGGAAAACUAGGCUGUCUCACCAUUCGUGCAUAAUCAUUGGAACGCUAGCCAGUAAUGCCAUCAUGUUCC